Coccinella septempunctata (seven-spotted ladybird) is the source of this 3762-nucleotide messenger RNA. It is a transcript of the gene Cpap1-h, whose product is annotated as claspin. The transcript has 6 exons. Gene Ontology annotation, molecular function: chitin binding. NCBI's taxonomy places the organism in Eukaryota, Metazoa, Arthropoda, Insecta, Coleoptera, Coccinellidae. Gene Ontology annotation, cellular component: extracellular region. The record is from RefSeq and is a predicted model, not a curated record. The coding region runs from base 725 to 3559 and encodes 944 amino acids.
AUAACCAUCAUUAAGGUUGCGGAAACUGUUCAGAUCCAAAACCGUAUCGCCAGUUUUUGAUAUCUCGAAGUGUGAAUAGUAUAUUGUGUCUGUUUCUUCACUAUCAUUUUUAAAAUCUGACAACGUUGUAGUACCCAAUCUGCAUAUUCCGUCAGAACCACUGUUCGUUGACUUGACUUUCGCAGGCACAAGACAAGGUAGCUGGUACCCGACGAAAUAGAGUACUGUGGAGAAGUGGUACCAUCGCACAGAGUUGCAGCGCGUACUAGUCGAGUUUCGAGGCUCGUGCUCUGGUGAAAUCCACGAAACGGUAUCAGAUUUCUCCACGGGCUGUUGUAUUGUUAAUUUUCAAUGAUUCCGUCAAGAGAAACCAGCUGUAUCGUUGAGUGCGUGCAGAGAAACAUCGAAAAAAGGCCGUGGAUUUUGGAGUGCUGCAAAUUGGCCAAAUACGGAAUAUACGCCCUCUCACCAGUCUCCAUCUUCAAAGUUAAGGGUUAUCUGAGCAGUCUGAUCCCCCUGUAAAACUCAAUACUGGCUAUCGUAGAGAACUUGACAUCGAUUGUUCGGAUAUAUCUGACGUUUCUGUGCUAUACCCUGGUCUUUCUGGUACUGCUCUUUUGGUACUUGAAGUAUAUGAACGAACUCUGAAACUGUUUCCCUGGGGUUUCUGGUGCAGUGUUUUGUACUGAGUGUUACUUGUAUUCGAAAACGAUAAAUUUAUAAGAUGAAGAGGCCUCCUGGAAUAUGGAUACUCUUGUCAGCAGGUGUCCUUUGGCUUAGUCUUCAAGAUGUAUACGGAAUCAGAGCAACCUCACUUAUAUUUGGAAAAUCCACAACAACGACUACACCUCCUGGUCCAGUACCAAAUGUUACAGACGGAAUUGAUCCUGAGGUAGUCACGGAAUCCAGCACCGAAGGGACUGGAAAAAAUGCCUCCAAACCAACGCUAACUGGAAUACCGCAGCUUGAUUAUGUCCACGAUCCAAACCUGCCAAAAGAACUCAACGGUUACAACCUAUCGGAAUACCCAUUUUACGAGAGAGUGCCAGAUCCCGAUGAAAUCGAUUUCAAAUGCGAUGGACUGCAUGAUGGUUUCUACGCAAGCAUUCCCUUCAAAUGCCAGGUUUACCAUCACUGCCUCUUCGGGACCAGGUACGACUUCCUGUGUGCAAAUUAUACAGCUUUCGAUCAGAAGACCUUCAUCUGCCAGUUUGUCUCCGAUGUUGACUGCGUAGGAUCAAAAAAGUUUUGGCACAGGAAUGAUGCUCUCUACCAAGCAACAACCACCACUACUUCGAAACCCUUGAACAUAUAUACAACUGCGCCACCAGAAAAUUCUGCUCCAGGAAAAGGUGGUGGAAAUCCUAGAGCAGGGGGAAAAAGGCGUCGUCCGCUAAUAAGACGACCUCAGUAUGAAUACUACGAUGAUUAUGCCGAGUAUGAUGACGAAUAUUAUGAAGAUAGACCAAGAUCAAACAGAAGAAGACGACCAAGACCAAGGCCUAGGCCAAUAUAUGAUGAUGAAUAUGACGAAGAGUACGAAGAUGAUGCGUAUGAAAGAAGGAAUAGGAGACCGUACAAUAGACGAGGAUCGGCAGGAAGAAGGAACAAGAACAGAAACAAGAAUAGAGACUUUGACGAAGAUUAUGUAGAUAAACCGAAAGAUAAAAAGAAAAACGUUGAUGAUGAGGAGGGCAGCGAUAGACCAAAUGAAAGAAGAAAUCCUAGCCGACAUAGUGAUACAGAUGAUAAUAGGUCUAGUGGAAAAAGAAAACCUCAAAGGACAGAUGGCGAAGACAAGAGAUCAAGAAAACCAUCCAAUGAUGAAGAUUUCGAAAACGAUGAUACAAACGAAAAGCGGAAAUCAAUCCGUGAAGAUGAUUUUGAAGAAAAUUACGACACAAGACGUCCUUCUAAAAAGACGCGAAGACCUUCAACAGAUUAUGACUACGACGAUAGUCAAAGAAAUAGGGAAAAUAAACCUAGAAAAGGAAGUGAUGAACCUGAAACGAGGGCUCAAGAAAAUAAACCCCUAAUCGUACCCACCACUGGUACCAUUUAUGACAGACCAAGAGUAGCGCCUAGAAUCAAACCUCCUGUACCUAGAAACGAAGCUAACAAAUACGCUUAUAAGCCAAUCAAAGCAACCACUCCAGCGGUAGCAGAAGAUGAGGAAUACUACGACGAUUAUGAAGAAGAGUUACCACCCAAACCGUCGAGAGGAAGAAAGCCUCAGUCAGAUCCGAUAACGCCAAAAUCGAGCGAAAUAAAAGAGAGGAAACAGAGCCCGUAUUCUGCCAGGAAUAGAAUGAAAGAAAAUUCAAAUGAGGAGUCAACAACAAGUAGAGUAAAAGCUAAACUAGACGAGGGAUCGUCCAGCGGUAGAAUCAAAACAACUUUAGACCAAGAAGAUGAUGCCGUAACUCUCUCCCCGAAAAAAAUCAAUAGGGGAAAAGACAGAUAUCGUAGUAGAUUGAACACUAAACCUACAGAAUUGAUUCCUGAAGAUAAAGAGGAGGAAAUUGAUGAUGCUAAUCAAAAAACAACGAAGACGGAGAAACAGAAUAAAAACACUGCCGAAAGUAAGAAAUUUCCGGAUCCGGAAUAUUAUGAUGAAUAUGAAUUCGAAAAGACCAAAGAGGAAACCCAAAUUAGCUCCACAGAAGCUCCAAGAAAGAAAUGGAAACCAAGUGAAGCUACCUCUCAAAAACCUUCAUUAAAACAUACAACUAAACAUCCAACAGUAAACGAGUUUCGCAAGGAGAGACCCGAUCAAAUUGUGAGAAUUGUGAAAAGGCCUUUUUUACCGAGUAGAGGAGGUAAUCCCUACGUGGCAAGAGGUCUUCAACCUGUAGGUUUCAAGGCUGCAAGGGAGGAAGCAGCGGAAGCACAAAAGAAUGAUGAUACUGAAGAAAACCUAAAAGAAUUUUACGUAGAUGAAGGGUUACAGUCAGUGAAUACAAAACCAAAGUAUAAUCAAGGAAGUGAACCAUCUGGAUUCGAAGUCAGAGAAAAUCCAAAACCAAAAAUUGAAACAAGUGUUAGAGGGGAACCCUCAAGAAGGCUUACUAAGCCAAAAUUCAACGAACCUAUUUCUGAAGAUGAUGAUGAUUUCAAACCGAUCAAAAGACCCUCCAGACCUUACUUUGAUGGAAAUACUUAUGAGGGCCCAAGAACUACCCAAAAGCCCAAAGUUCCUGAUAGAAAUCCACUGGAUAUAAACGAGCAAGAAUAUGACGUCACACUCAAUGACGCACUGAAUCCCACUCUGCCAAAUUUGCCUCUGAAAACGAACUUCCCCACAGGAUUCAGUCCAGCAAACGAUUACACAUUCAGUGCAUUCCAACGUCCACGAUAUGUUAUAGAACCUAUCCUAAGUUCAGCUAACGCUGACUAUGUUUAUCAGCCUAAGCAGCCUGCUGUUAGACAGCAAUUCGACGCUGUUCCCCAGUACAGCUCUAGAGGGGAAUUUUUACCAAAUUCAAACUACUACUCCCAGGUAGUGGGAGGUAAUUUGAAGCGAGGUGUUGUGCAAUCUCAAACACAACCUUAUUACUGAAGCCAUAUCAGAUCAAUUUUUAGGUUAAUGAAGUCGAUAUCGAAAUUUAUGGUUGUGCUGAAUUGAUAUUAAAUUAAGUAAAUUAAUUAGAAACGUUGAUUAUUUGUACACAUGAAAACAAUGCUAGGCUUAAGGUUAGUCAUAAGAUAUGUAAAAAUUUAAUUAAAUGAAUAAAGACAUGAAAGUAAUACUCACAUGAUAUA